GAAAAUUACUUCAUUGGACUUCCUGAAUCAUCAAAGAACAUUCUCACUUAUGGUUCCCUUCUCAACUGUUACUGCAAGGAAUUGAUGACAGAAAAAGCAGAAGCCCUAAUAGAAAAGAUGAAGGAACUCAACCUUCCUUUAAGUUCCAUGUCAUACAAUAGUCUUAUGACUCUUUAUACAAAAAUUGGCCAGUCAGAAAAGGUCCCAGGCAUUAUACAGGAAAUGAAGGCCUGUGGUGUCACACUGGAUUCCUUCUCCUACAAUGUCUGGAUGAGAGCUUUGGCUGCUUCAAAUGAUACUUCUGGGGUUGAAAGAGUCAUUGAGGAGAGCAAGAGAGAUGGACAAGCUGAUGAUUGGACCACUUAUAGCAAUUUAGCAUCAAUUUAUGUUGACACUGGCUUAUUUGAGAAGGCGGAAAACGCACUUAAGGAACUGGAGAGGAAGAAUGUCCUGAAAGAUAUUUCUGCUUUCCAAUUUCUACUUACAUUGUAUGGGCGAACAGGAAACUUGGUUGAAGUUUAUCGAAUUUGGCGAUCUUUAAGGCUGGCUUCCUCUAAAACAGCCAAUAUAAGCUAUCUGAACAUGAUACAGGUGCUAACCAACUUAAAAGAUUUACCAGGUGCAGAGAAGUGCUUCAGGGAAUGGGAAUCUGGCUGCUCAACUUAUGAUAUUCGGAUUGCAAAUGUAUUGAUGGGAGUUUAUGCCGAGCAGGGCUUGAUAGAAAAGGCUCAAGAGCUGAAGGAGAGGGCUCAUAAGAAAGGGGCCAAGCCUAACGUUAAAACCUGGGAGAUCUUUUUGGAUUAUUAUCUCAAAAAUGGGGACAUUAAGUUAGCAGUUGAUUGUGUAGCCAAUGCAAUUUCCACUGGUAGAGGGAAUGAUGAAAAGUGGGUUCCAUCCUCUGAGACUAUUGGGACUCUGAUGGAGCAUUUUGUGCGAGAGAAGGAUGUUGAUGGGGCAGAAGGUUUUCUGGAGAUUUUGAAGAAGGCCAUAGAUGAUAUAGGGGAUGAAGUGUUCGAGUCAUUGAUAAGAACUUAUGCAGCUGCUGGAAGGACAAGCCCUAACAUGCAUCGUCGAUUGAAGAUGGAGAAGGUGGAGGUGAGUGAGGCAACAAAGAAGUUGCUUGAUGCGAUAAGCACAGAGUGAGUUUCACUCCAUUUUUGUUAACAAAAUCCAAUUCCUGGAGUUGUGAUUUUGAAUGGUUUUACUACAUGUUAUUUUCCAAAUAAUACUCUUGUUUACCAUGUUGAAUUGAUACAUGGUGUGAUCUUUCCAGAAAUGUCCCUUGGAUAUGCCUCUGUGUUAUGCAGAAAUUAAUAACUUGUUCAUGUUCAUGUAUUAUCCAAUCUUGAGAUGGGAUCCAUUUAGCCUUUGUCCUAUUGAU
Molecule: messenger RNA, 1381 nt
Organism: Rubroshorea leprosula
Lineage: Eukaryota; Viridiplantae; Streptophyta; Magnoliopsida; Malvales; Dipterocarpaceae
Source: the annotation of a GenBank genome assembly